This is a messenger RNA of Austrofundulus limnaeus, 155 nucleotides long. Its product is annotated as sodium- and chloride-dependent creatine transporter 1. The record is from RefSeq and is a predicted model, not a curated record. Gene Ontology annotation, biological process: sodium ion transmembrane transport; amino acid transport; nitrogen compound transport. Gene Ontology annotation, molecular function: gamma-aminobutyric acid:sodium:chloride symporter activity. Lineage: Eukaryota; Metazoa; Chordata; Actinopteri; Cyprinodontiformes; Rivulidae. Gene Ontology annotation, cellular component: plasma membrane.
GGCAUCAUGUACUACAUCAAACCAGACUGGUCCAAACUGGGGGAGGCUCAGGUGUGGAUUGACGCCGGCACACAGAUCUUCUUCUCCUACGCCAUCGGGCUGGGAGCACUGACUGCUUUAGGAAGUUACAACCGCUUCAACAACGACUGCUAUAA